AUGGAGCAUAUCCCUUCCUUGACACGCGCCCUGUGCACGGCACAAUCGCUCGUAUCGAAAUUGCGCAAGACUGGUGGACAUGAAAGCCUUGAUACGUUGUACACUCUCGAAGAAGUUCUCGCCUCCACUCUCUCCACUGUCCGCAGUUCAAUUAAUAUUUUUUCUCCCAUAAACCAAUGUCCCAACGACGUCCUCAGUAUCAUCUUCCAAUAUGCUGUAGCUCUUAUCAACGAGUCGGCUGGCGAGUUCCAGUGGCCAUUCUCCUCACUUCGAUCUUCCCCUAGACUGAUCGAUUUGACGCAUGUUUGCCGUCGGUGGCGCGUGCUGUUGUUAGAUCGACCUCUUCUUUGGACGCAUAUCGGCGAUCACCUUGGCAGUGAUCCUCUACUUCGUGCUGCUCCGACAUUUCUGGAGCGAUCCCGAGAGGCAUCUCUAAAGCUCCAUGUCCGAGUCAUGUCAGCGCGUCAAAUGCAAACGAUAUCUCAUUUUUUCGAGUCAAAUUUAUCUCGCAUCGAGGAGCUUCAUGUGAAGCACACCCCCGACCUCUUUGGCCUGCACCAUUCUGCCCCGGCUCUCAAGGUCCUGACAAUGGAGUCUGUUCAAAAAUCUCCUGGGCAGACGGUAUUUGCUGGCGAUGUUCCACUGCUCAGAGCGCUGACGAUGCAAUCGAUGUCGUGGUUUCCCAAAAAUCCUCUCCCCAGUCUCACACAUCUCUGCAUCUACUCAAAGAAAGCGCCAGGCACAAAUCACGGCGGGUUUCAACACUAUAUAACGUCGCUGUUGUCAGGCCUGGCAGAUUUUUUGGAUGCGUGUCCCGGGCUGGAGGAGCUUAUCGUUUCAGACGCGCCUCUCUUAGUAGUACCUUCUACUAGUGAUCGUCCCCCGGUCACGUUGAAGCACCUGCGCAGACUUAGUAUCGGAGAGAUGCCUAUUGGUGUGCUCAGCUGGUUUCUCACUCACAUUAAAUCCCAUGAUGAGUUAUCCACUCGAAUCUUCGGUCUUCGAUGUGAUGGUCCGUCUAGCACAUUGUCUCUCCCCAACAUACCACCUCUGAAUGGUUCAACAAUUUUACACGUGGGGACUUCUUCCCCCUUCGUUCUAGUUGUCACCGCCACAGAUUCCUCAGCCGCCGUUCGCAUUGAAUGCGGGAUACCGCGGUUGCGCAAGCUUCAUACGGUCCCCGACGGUAUACUUCCAUGGGCUUCAUGGCCACUCUCUACCAUCACGGAGCUCCAUGUCACCGGUUCCAAGUGCGUCUCCGACUUUGGAGGCCUACCCACUCUAUUCCGCGCCCUCCCAUCUCUAUCAGUAUUUACGUACGUGGGGGGCCUGAACCGGCUCAGAUUCAUUCUCAGCGCACUAACCAAUGCCCUCUCCCCCUUUGCAACCUAUCCGCUCCCUUGCCCCUCUCUGGCUACGUUGCAGAUCUGCUUCGACUCGGAGUCGUACAUGAUUUGCGAAGCGCUGGCCGAGUUUGCAGCGACACGAGCACGCGCUGGGUGUCCCCUCCGCGAUGUGGUCAUUCAAUGCAAUGACCCAGGUGCGAUUGAUGAUGGCAUCUUGCCAGGUUUCAAUCUGAUCAAGCACGUCCAGUCCGUCCAGUACGGGCAGUCGCGCGGAGUGACGCCCGCGGUGCGUUGGCCUGCUGCAGCGUGCAUGGGGAAUACACACAUGUUCUGGCCGCUCUGGCAGUGGUAG
This is a messenger RNA of Sparassis crispa, 1698 nucleotides long. RefSeq lists its product as hypothetical. The transcript has 3 exons. Lineage: Eukaryota; Fungi; Basidiomycota; Agaricomycetes; Polyporales; Sparassidaceae. Bases 1 to 1698 code for a protein of 565 amino acids. The record is from RefSeq and is a predicted model, not a curated record.